AUGUCGCGGCCGGGCCCAACCCGAAGAUCUGUGAGUUACCAGGAGGGCAGUCAAAGUUAUCGAUUCCGUUACGAAGACGAAUCGACUAAACCAACCGUGCUUCAAGGUGAAACUUCCACUGACGGCGACGACGGUGUCAACAUUACAUUCCCGACGCUCGUGAUACACAAUGUACAGAACCAUGACAGAGCACGCAUCACCAUUUCACCAGUUACAGCCAACGAACCAUUUAGAGCUCAUCCUAACACUCUGAUGGGCAGUGGUUGUCAAUCAAAAGUGUUCUCAAGAGACGUAAAGGUCCAUCCAGGGAAUAAUACGUUUGUAUUCAACGACCUUCGCAUUAUAAGGACAAAGACAGAAGAUUGCGAUGCCGAGCUAGAGGCCAGAAAAAAUCUGAGAAUUGAUCCCUUCCAACAGGGGUUCAAUCACGUGCCUAACGAUGACUACAAGCUUACAGCGAUACGCCUGUGUUUCCAAGUGAAGCUGCUCAGUAGUAACAAAAUAUUGAAGCCGAUCGUGUCUACCCCAAUCUAUAACACGAGGGAAUCUACAAAGGCACAGAUCGUCCGGUACUCCGCCAGAUCAGGAAGUGCUAAGGGCGGGGCUGAAGUUAUUAUCUUGUGUAAUGUAAUGAAGGAAAAGCCUGAUGUGGUGUUCUACACAAAGUCCACUAGCAACGAACCGCCGUGGGCGAAACAUGCAAUGGGUUUGAAGGUGCACAGCUCUCAGGCGAUGUACUGCUUCGCGCCGCCAUAUCGGGACAUAGAGAUCAAGGAAAAAGUUACCGUCUACUUAGAAUUGAGGAGAUCGGACGGCACUCGAAGCGAUCCUGUGGAAUUUCAUUAUUUGCCGGAUGAUACUGAAGAGGAGCUUCUGAACAGGAAGAAGCUGAAAGUGAUUGACCCAGCUUUAAGCCUUUUACACGAUGAGAACUAUCAGAGUUCAAAAAACCUCUUCUCGCCACCGAGCACUGAGGAUUUGCACAAGCUCCUCGAUUCUCUGCCCUGUAACAACUCAGCUGCAACCGAUAACGGUGAUGUGAAUAUGCAAAGUAGCUUCUUCGAUCAAAUUAUAUCAACCCCAAAUCCAAGUUAUAAUGAUACACGCUGUUUAGGAGAGAUACAGGCCUCCAUAAAUGAAAAUACGACAAAUCCCUUCAUCGCAAAUGUGCCAGGACCAUCCCAUUUCAAUCGUGAAUUUUACAGACACAACUCUAUCAAUUUGCCAGUUUUACAUAACGACCAAAUGAACUCGGCAAUUAUGAAUGGCAACCUAUGGACACCAUCGCAUAUGCAACCACAUUUGCACCAUUUAUUACAAAAUGCGCCAACAACGCUAACGGACACCGGCCAAAUAUCACACAACGUACCAGCUCAAUCAAAUACUUUGUUUACGCCACAAGGGGACAUGCAAGCGAUUCAUGCGGGGCCACCCGAGCAGCAUAACUGGUACGAAAUGUCAGAAAACAGGCAGUGGAUGUCACCAAAUAUACAGUUUUCCUCAAAUAAUGUUCAAUCUCGUAAUGCAUAUGCCGAGGGUCUUUGCAGAAAUAGUCGAAAUUCCAAUCUAACAGUAAAUGACACUGAAGAUGGAAAAGAAGAGGAUGUAGAACUUAACUUUGUUAAUAUAGACCGUCUACCUGACAUCUAUUCAGACGACCUAUAUUAAUUAUAAGGACAUGAAAUAUGUAGUUUAAUUUGAAUAAAUAUUAGACACUUAAGAUUUCUCGCUCCUUAUAGACAAGACGAUGUCCGUGCCCGUCAAGGUCUUGGGACCAAUGCCGUUAAAU
Messenger RNA from Spodoptera exigua (beet armyworm), 1789 nucleotides. NCBI's taxonomy places the organism in Eukaryota, Metazoa, Arthropoda, Insecta, Lepidoptera, Noctuidae. The record is from the annotation of a GenBank genome assembly.